UCGCUAUCCUACCGGACGUGAAAGGACGGACCAAGAGCUAGACUUUUGGUCUGCUCUUAAUAGCCAAUCCGGGCUAACCAUACAGUACGCCGGCGGUCACCUCGACAAUCGACGCAUAGUAAGUAUACGGAUCGUAAAUCUUGGCCUCGGAACCAGUAUAUUCUUUUGCCAGUACACCAAAGACGCAAUUGCGAAUGACGAUUCGGACCUCGUGAAGUCACCCGCUCCGCUGAAUCGACAGACGACACUAAGGAAAGGGAACAGACGAAGAGUCUGACUUGCCUGUUAGGUCAUCUACACGCAAAGAUGUACUCGAACCAAGGGGACAACGGCAAUAGCCUGUUCGGGAUGAGCAAUGCCGAUCUGAACGCAUUGAUCGCUUCCUCGGGGGUUAACUUGAACGGCAUGAGCCAGAACGGAGGGAAUCAGGGUUCCAACGGCAACAAUGUCAACACCAAUACCAACAAUGGAUUUGGGAACAUCGACAUGAGCAUGUUCCAAGGGAUGGGCAUGGGCAUGGGAGGACAAGGCGGACAAGGGAUGCAGGGAAUGAUGCAGGGCGGUGCCGGAGGAAACGCCGGAUUGGGUCUGGGUUUAGGCAUGAGUCAGCAAGGGCAGGGACAAGGUCAAGGGGUUGGUAACAACAAUCCUCAUGCCCACCUGCUCAACUCGUACAAUCGGGGCAUCUCGCAGCAACAGCAACAACAGAUGCCUCAGAAUGUGCAGGCCGUUAACCAGCAGCAGAACCAGGGGAACACGCAGAGUCCUCAGAUGAUGCGACCUCAGGGUAACGGUAACGGCCGGCCGCAACAUAUGAGGGUGAAUAGCGGGAUGAACAUGCAAGGCGGAAACGGGCAAGGACAAGGGCAAGCCCAAAAUCAGACUCAGGCGAGGUUGCAGAACCUGGGCUUGAACUUGGGCGGUGAUCCGCAGCAGAUGGCUCAGUUGCAAAGGAUGAUUGCGCAGAACCAGCAGAGGAGUUUGGCCGCACAGCAGGGCCAGCAAGCGGUACAAUACGGAAAUCAACAGCAGCAACAAUCGCAAUCGCAACAGCAGCAACAACAGCAGCAGCCACAUCAGCAGAUGCAGCAACAGCAAUCACAACAAGGUGGUUCCUUGACCCCGGCCGACCUACGACAGUUGGCUAAUCAUAGCAUGGCGACGAUCACUCGGGGUCAGCAGCAAGGUGGUUCGACACCUCAGCAGGCUCAACAAUCUCAAUCCAACAUGACAGCAAAACUAAACCUGUCGAGCUCUCAAUUGACCCCGUCGCAGAUGCAACAGCUCUCAAAGUACAUGGCGGCGACACAAGCUCACGCACAGCAGGCGUUGCAAAUCCAACAGCAACAACAGCAGCAACAGCAACAGUCUCAGAUGAACGGCUCGAUGCAGCUCCAGACCCCUCAAAUGGGCGGUCAGCAUCUUCUCAAAACGCCACAGACCGGGAACGCUCUGCCCCAAAGCUCGCCGGCUCUUGGCAGCGAAACUCAAACACCUGGUAUGUGGAUGCAGGGUAACGGUCAGAGGCAGAAUAGUGCCGGGCCAGUAGGGCCUAAUGGCCAAGACGUUCAGGGCACCCUUGGUUGGGCAGCCAAUAUGAAUGAGCAACACAUGAACCAGCUGCGGUCGAUCUAUGCCUCUCAUCAAGGACGUCUAGGUCUGCCAAAUGGACCCAAUUUGCCUAGACAGAUGUCGUCGGGUACUGCCGGGUCCGUGGCUUCGCCCCAGAACAUGCACCAAAAUCCACAGCAGCAGCUCCAGACCCAGAAUAUGCAGAUGAACCAGAACCAAGCGGCGAUGGUGAACCAGCAGCAGCGUGCUCAGAUGCUGCAGCAAACCCAGAGCCAAAGCCAGCAACAAAACAUGAACGAGCAAGCCGCGAUGACGAAUGGCCAGAUGCCGAAUACGCCUAACAUUCAAGCCGUCAUUGACGGCCAGGGCCUGUACCGUCAAGUUUCUGACGACGACUUGAUCAAUACUGUCAAGACCAUGAUUCCCAAGCUCAAUGCACAGCUCCGGACUACCGAGGCGCAAAUCUCCUCGUACUCCCCUGACUCGCAAUCGAGACCACCGGCCGAGGCGAAGCUUAGCAAGAUCCACGGCUUUCGUAACGGAUUCUUGAAAGAAAUGGCACGGCGCGGUCUGGACCCCAAGACCGUAGGUCUGUCCGCAAAUCUCUUGAUGGGUAAUGCGGUAGGACAAUCACCGCUCGCACAAUCGCAGCAACUAGGCGCACAACGGCCGAAUGGCACGACGCCGAUGCAGCCGUCUUUCGGUCAGCCACAAGGAAGCCCGGCCAGUCGACUAAUGCAAAUGCCAGAUCUGUCAAGCGGUAACAACGGUAGCAGCAGUAAUACCAGCAACAAUGGCCAGCUGUUGGCUCAAAUGCAGCAGGCGAACGCUAGCGCCGCCAACCUGAUGGCAGGGCUUGCGGUGAACGCUUCUACUAUCCCUCGAGCAGCCACGCUUGCCGGGCUGACGCUGCAAACCCAGAAGUCUAUGCCCAUCAGUAUGUUUGACGGCCUAAACAGGGCGAUGUCGUCGCGGAAAGGGAUCGAUACGUCCACAAGAUACGUCGAGGGACAAAAGGUGGAGCCGUACCACCUCUUUCUGAUCGUGUGCAAGUUCGGGGGUCAUGCCGAGGUAUCGUCAAAGGAUAUUUGGAGCAUGAUUGGGGGCGCCCUAGGAUUCGUAGACGUGCCGGGUCCUCCUGCUUUGUCAUCCUCGGAAGUUGCUCAGGAGCUCGCUCGUAUCUAUCGGGAGACGCUGGCACACGUAGAAGCCGCUUUUAUAGCCCUAACCAAUCAGCAACGCGCCUCGAACCAGCAAGCAGGGAGUACUUCUGAGGGCGUGUCACAACAGCUCGCGAAUGCGACACAAUCUGGCAAUCCGAGCAACCCCCCGCAGGCAUCACCUCGAAAUGCACUUAUGGGUGGUCUGCCCGGAGGAAUCAAUCCUUUGACCAUGUCGGUCGAGCAGAUGAUGGCGCUAGGCCUGACGCCUGAACAACAUCGUAGUAUUGCCGACCAACGUCAACAGAUCGCCGAACUCGCGAAGAAGGCUCAGACGUCAGGUGACCCUCAGAUGCAAGCCAGACUCCAGCAGAGCCUUUUACAGCUGUCGCAGCAAGCGGGCAUCUCCCAAGAACAGAUGCAGGCUGCAGCGGCAUCUCAAAGUAGCCUGCUUCCUGGUGGUGUCCCUCGGGCAGAGUUGGAAUUCGCCAAGGAUCAACUGAACCAGAUGUAUAGAGACCGUGACCCAACUCAAGGAUUGGUAUCUCACCCUAUGCUGCCUGCCGAACAGGAGCAAGAGUACACCAAAAUGAUCGCGCUCGCUCAGAACGCUGUGUUGCAAUUCGACAGGAUGCUGACGGUCCUGAUAGCUCGCAAAUGGCAGGUCAGCGAGCGGACAAGCGUGGCAGUUAACACGGCUGCUGUAUUGAAAUAUGCCAGCCUUCGAUGGGAAAAGAAUCGGACGGCGGUUCUGUCGAGAGAGGAACUGAUGACUCAACUUCCUCGUAUACGCGAGGAGGUUGGCCAUCUGAGCGUCGCCCUGAGGGGUACUAUGGGGCAGCCAUCGUCCGCAGAGGGACAGAGCAACGGUAACGCUCAAGCGAUACCCGAUUCGGCGCAGGCCAAGCAGGCUCCGUCGGCAAACACCCCGGUGAUCGCUCCCCGGCUUCGGAUCGAGGAUUUGAAACCCCCACCGGCCAAGCGUCAGAAGCAGAACCCCAAGCUCAAGGACGAAAAGCCGUCCUCGGCUUCAGGCUCACCGGUCAAGGUCAAAGCGGAGGGAGAAUCGAACGGAAAUGUGACUUCGCCGCCAUCUCAGACGAAACGACCGCAACCCAAACGGAGGAGAAAGCCGACCAAUGCUGGGAUGCCUCAAGAGCCUAUCGAUGUCGAUGCCGCAGGGUCCACGCCAGUCGACCUGACCGCAUCUCCUGACAAGGUGGACAACGGCCCCGCGCCAGCCGUACCUGGUCGGCCACCGAUAUUGACUGCGGCUCCGGACAACGUCCUGGGCGUAAAACUGGGCGAACAGAUGGUCCAAGCCAGAAUCAAGGCGGACAAUGACGCGCAGUCGGACCCGGUGACGUAUCUGACGAGCCAAUGGAAACGGCUGGAAAACGUGCUGGACCGGCACGACCAGACCGUGCUGGACAAUGUCAAGGCGGAUCUGGCGAUCGACGUACCGGUACCGUUUGACGAUGCGCUGGGCGCAUUUAUCGUGCGUAUGCGUACGGCUCAAGCGCCCUUCGGUCCCUCGUCGAUGAUGCCGCACAAGUCGGGACCGGCGAUGUCGAUGCCUAUCCAGCAGCCCGCGGUUCCGGAAGGGUUCGACUAUUCGUCGUUUAUCGACUUUAGCGGACUUGAAGAGGACGAGGAAAGCGCGCCGACGAUUAUCGCGGCCACUCCCGAUCUCCUCGGUCCUGGGGAUGCCAGGUUCGAGGUCAGUCCGUCGUCCGAGGGUGCGACGGGGACGCCUCGUCAGGCUCCUCCGCCGAUCCAUCAUCAUCGAGCUCCCAUCGGAACCGUCUCGCCCGUGCAGCAGCACGUCGACCUGUUUGGGGAGGACGGAUGGCUCACGGAAGGUCUGGCGGAUUCCAAGUGGGAUGAAGGGUUCGACCCGAACGCGUCUUAUUGGCAUCUCGGUAGCAUCUGAGACCAGGUACAACCAACAACACUCUCUUUCAAUCACCUUGCUUGUUUAACGACCUCGCGACACGACACCGUCAUUUCCGCAUCUACUGCACGCCACCCAGAACCAAAUUUCCAAGUUUAUCGCAAAACCAACGCUCGCGCACCAAGAAAAGUAAAAACAAGGAGGAAACGAAAGAUCAAAACUUAUGCAUGUCUCUUGCUCUUGGAAACCCACUACCAAUGGUCCUAUAAUAACACGAUGAUCCGGUAGCGAGAUAGGUCAAGAAAAUUCUUUGUACUUGCGCCAUGUUGUAAGAACACCUAGCCUCGCCACGCUAUUCAUUUUACGUCCUGUGC
Molecule: messenger RNA, 5000 nt
Organism: Filobasidium floriforme
Lineage: Eukaryota; Fungi; Basidiomycota; Tremellomycetes; Filobasidiales; Filobasidiaceae
Exons: 9
Coding region: 307-4665 (1452 amino acids)
Molecular function (GO): DNA binding
Source: RefSeq, a predicted model, not a curated record